CCUGAUAAGAAGGAUUGGGUGCAAAUGCCUUCGUUUCCAUUUUCUCAUAGUUUUCGUAUGGGGGUAAUUGGUUAUGCCGUUGGUUUUGGCGUUAUUUUGUAUAUAUUGUCUGACUUGCACGGAAACUUUGAUGUCCUUGCUUUUCAUGUGGGUAGAAAGAAUUGGAAACGAGUGGAAAUUGGCACUUGUACUCCUUUCCGAGGGAGGGCCGUGAUUGUAGGCAAGACUAUCUAUGCCUUACAUAUGUUUCAGGUGGGGGCGAUCAUAGCAUACUCCUUGGAGAUUAAAGAAGAUGAUGAGGGUGGUAUUGAAUAUUCACUAGUCCAGCUAUUUGAAUUAAACGGCCUUGACAUUGCAGAUCCGGCAUCACAAUUUGAUGGACUUGUAACCGACCAUUUGGUUCAUCUGGGAAACCAAGACUUCGUUCAUUUUAAGACUGGCACUAACGAAGAAUGUGAUAAGGUGCAAGAUCUUUGUAUCACCACGUUUCAAAUUGUUCAAGAAGGAAGAAGACAAAUGAUCGAGACCUUACAUUCAACUGUUCUUCCUGUGAAAAUCGUUGCUUGUAAUUGGUUCACACUUACGCUCGGCUUUACUCCAGAAUGCGGGGAUUAUGAACCCGAAGAAGGUAAGAGUGCAGCCAGCAUGAAGCAACCAAAACAAGAAGAUGACACCACUUUGGAUGAGAAUUCUUUGAUGCAUGAGGAAGAAGCCAAACAUGAAGUAGCCUUAAUGCAUCAUGAAAAAGGAAACCAGAAAAAACCCAAGAAUGCAAGCGGAAUAAUUAAAAACAAAAGAAAAAGAAAAAGCGGAUGGAAGGAGGGAUUACAUGUAACCAAAAAGAAGAAGUGGGAUUACAGGUAGACUGUAAUCUUGACUCUUUGAUUAGAUAGUAUGGAGGCAUUUUACUGCCAUCUUGGCCCCCUUAUUGGUUGUUAUCUUUUUUUCACAGUUGAUAUUGCUAUCUUUUGUUUUUGUUAAGGAUAUUUGAAUUAAUGAUCCAAUUUAUGUUAAGGAUUCAAUUUAAUUAAUCAAACUUUCUUUAUCAUGAGUGAUAUGAUACAUCUCAUUUGAUC
This is a messenger RNA of Prunus mume (Japanese apricot), 1076 nucleotides long. RefSeq lists its product as uncharacterized. NCBI's taxonomy places the organism in Eukaryota, Viridiplantae, Streptophyta, Magnoliopsida, Rosales, Rosaceae. The record is from RefSeq and is a predicted model, not a curated record.